ACACGCUUCACUUACUAAUCAACAGUUGACAACAGCAUCUAACGAUUAUCAAACAACUAAUUAACAUAAAAUGUUCAUAUAACAAUCUAGUGAUGGAGAGUAGCAUAGGCGUUGAUGAGAGCCAAGGCGUUGCUGGUGAGCUGACCAAUCGUCUCAAUCUUCCCUCUCACCGCCGUCUUCAUCUCCCCGUCGGCCACGGCCUUCUCCGCGAACCCGUCGGUGCACGUGCUCUCGUCGGUCAAGGCGGCGCUGACCCACGU
Linum tenue is the source of this 260-nucleotide messenger RNA. Lineage: Eukaryota; Viridiplantae; Streptophyta; Magnoliopsida; Malpighiales; Linaceae. The record is from the annotation of a GenBank genome assembly.